UCUUCAAAUACGGAACACGGCCUCUGAUAAUCCUAGGCUUCUCUUCGCUUCCCUUCCCUGCAAAAGAGAGAGAGAGAGAGAGACAGAGACAGAGAACGAAACGAUUCGGAAUGGCUUCCAGAGUAGUAGUUGUUCCACAACAAGCGAGAGGUGAGGCAGCAGUUGCGGAGAGAGGAGGAGGUAGGCCGCUGAAAAAGAAUGUUGUUGCCGCUGGCGAUGGCAGAAGGCGAACAGCGCUAGGCGAUAUUGGAAAUGUGGUAAUAGACGCCAAGCCUAAUCGGCCAGUAACAAGGAGCUUUUGCGCUCAAUUACUCGCUAAUGCGCAGGCUGCAGCAGCUGCCCAAAACAAUAAGAAACAAAUUGGUCUAAAUGUGAAAAGAGAUGCUCCUGUUGUUGUUGAUGGUGUUAAAAGAGCUGAGGUACCAAAGGAGGUGGCAGCAGUGGCUCAGAAGAAGGUGAAUGCUGUUGUUGAUGGUGUUAAAAGAGCUGAGGUACCAAAGGAGGUGGCAGCGGCGGCUCAGAAGAAGGUGAAUGUUAACCAGCCCAAGGCCAGGGAAGUCAAGGCAACAGAGGAAGAGAGCAUGACCGCUAAGCCGGUUAACAAGAAAAAGGAGGCAGAAGGAACCUCAAGGAAGAAAGCACCAACUUAUACUUCAGUCCUUACUGCUCGAAGCAAGGCUGCUUGUGGUGUGACUGAUAAACCAAAGAGCCAUAAUAAUAUUGUUGAUAUUGAUACAAAUGACGCCGGCAAUGAAUUGGCUGCUGUUGAAUACAUUGAGGACAUGUACAAGUUUUAUAAGCUUGUUGAGAAUGAGAACCGCCCCCAUGACUACAUGGACUCACAACCCGAGAUUAAUGAAAACAUGAGAGCAAUUCUGGUGGAUUGGCUGGUUGAUGUGCAUACCAAGUUUGAACUCUCUCCUGAGACAUUCUACCUGGCCAUCAAUAUAAUUGAUCGCUUCCUUGCGGUUAAGAUUGUGCCCAGGAAGGAGUUACAGUUAGUCGGCAUCAGUGCUAUGCUGAUUGCCUCCAAGUAUGAAGAAAUCUGGGCCCCUGAAGUCAAUGACUUUGUUUGCCUUUCAGACAGGGCUUACACUCAUUCUCAGAUACUCAUCAUGGAGAAGAAGAUACUUGGAAAACUCGAAUGGACCUUGACUGUGCCUACACUUUAUGUGUUCCUCGUUCGUUUCAUCAAAGCGUCAAUUCCAGAUCACCAAAUGGAAAACAUGGUUUAUUUUCUGGCGGAGUUAGCUACGAUGCACUACACCACGACUAUGUACUGCCCCUCCAUGAUUGCAGCCUCAGCAGUCUAUGUUGCCAAAUGCACUUUAAACAAGAGUCCCGUUUGGUCCGAGACACUCAAGCUUCACACUGGUUUCUCAGAACCUCAGCUCAGAGAUUGUUCCAAACUAUUGGCGAGCUUGCACGCAAUGGCAACAAAAAGUAAACUUCAAGGUGUGUACAGCAAGUACUCAAAUUCGGAGCACGGAGCUGUUGCACUGCUUCCACCGGCCAAAGCUCUCUUGGCUCGAGCUGGAACUCCGUCCACAUCCACGUCCAUCACUAGUAUUGGUGCUGCUGCUGCCAAGGCCAGAGUAGUUUAAUCAUCAUCACAUUGACACUGCUUUAUGUGAACGUGAGGUCAUGGGCCGCAUGGCCGGGUGCAAUUUUAUGUGUUUUUUAUAUCUUGUCAAGCUAGUAUGGUCAAUCAGAACAAGUGAUGUACUAUUCGCUUCAUUCAUUCAUUAAUUCUAACUCA
Molecule: messenger RNA, 1759 nt
Organism: Pyrus x bretschneideri (Chinese white pear)
Lineage: Eukaryota; Viridiplantae; Streptophyta; Magnoliopsida; Rosales; Rosaceae
Product: G2/mitotic-specific cyclin S13-6
Exons: 7
Coding region: 111-1604 (497 amino acids)
Biological process (GO): mitotic cell cycle phase transition; regulation of cyclin-dependent protein serine/threonine kinase activity
Cellular component (GO): cytoplasm; nucleus; centrosome
Molecular function (GO): cyclin-dependent protein serine/threonine kinase regulator activity
Source: RefSeq, a predicted model, not a curated record